CACAUACGGGCAGGUUGGUGGUGGUGGUGUGUGUUCACUGCUCAGAUUGUGUUCUGGAGACGGGUACAAAAGGAUUUCACACAGCUGCUGGGUUUCCCAACACAGAUAUGGACGUCCCGGAUUCUCCUCACGGGAACAUGGGGCUGUUACGGACCUUUGACUGCUCUGAGUUUGGCAGCUGGGAGAAAAUAGGCUCAGGUGGAUUUGGACAGGUAUACAAAGUGCGGCACGUACAAUGGAAAACAUGUCUGGCUAUCAAGUGCCCUCCCUGCCUUCAUGUGGAUGACAAGUAAGUUACAGACACAUACUUAUCUUUAAAAUUAUGCACAAGAUAGAAGAAAUGAGUUUAAAAAACACCUCCAAGCAUACUUUUAAUCCAACUUUGUCCUGUUUUUUUAAGGCUUUGAGUGUUAAAGUGUCUUCUUUUCACUUUUUAGUUUCCUUUUUCUUUUUAAAAACCAUCUCCUGUCCAAAAAAGAAGCUUUAAAUCAUGAAUGAUCUGUGGGAAAGUCAUAGCCCAUGAGACCUUGAGAGGUUGAACUCUAUGAAUUGUGUGUGAGUCAUUCCUUCGCUGCCUGUCUGGAGCCAUAAAGGUGCCUGAGCAGCAAACAAGAGGCCAGGAUUUAGAUAUGUAGACAGAGGUAUAUGGUGUUGCAUGAGGCACUGAUAUGCUGAUUCAUCCUCAGGGGUAAAGUAAGUCCAUAUUGCUCAGAGCCACAGCUGUUUACAUAUUUAAAACAGACCUGAAUGUGAAAGGUUCAAGCUGUUUCCCCCCUCAAUCAGCAGUGUUUUUUUCAUUAAACGGCCUCGGGGAGGGGCUGAUUUAAAUGGAUGAAAUUUAAAACAAAACAAAACAAGAAAAGCAGUGUGGUGGUCUUAUGCCUCAAAAUAAUGCAAGAAAUGGCUAAAUCUUUGCAAAAUCCUCACAUGAGACAUUUUUCAUGAGACAAAAUUUCCAUGCAUGGAUCUAAAAGAAAAAUAGGUCCUCUGCUCCGUUUGCACUUACUCAACCUGUAAAUAAGCUUUUCCUGAAGUUUGACUCUGUCUGCAGGACAGAAAUGGAACUCCAUGUAACAUAUAACUGUCAAAAGUAGGAUAAGAUUUUUUGACCAGGGACACUACUUCAGCUUUUAAAGAAAGAAAAAAGUGACGCCUAAAUUGCCUAAAAGUUCCUCACAGGAGCUUUAGCCAACACACAGUGGUUGUGAUUUUAGCAUUGACUUAGCUUUUUGCCACCAUAUCUGGUGGGACUAGAGGCAUCUGAAAUAAGGAUAUUUAAUCUCUAUGAACUUUUUUUUUUUUUUUUGGAUCUUUAAUUUAUCAAAGCUAAGAUGGAAAGUGUUGUUUGUCACAUGUCUAAAGAAAGAGACUGGAUUGCCCCUCCAAAAGCUUUAAAACAUGUCAUCCAAGCUUUUAAAAAUGAUAAAGUUAACAAAAAGAAAAAAUAGCUAUUUCAACACCUUGGGGGAAAAAAAGCCACUGUCAUUGUCUCCAGAUUCUGCAGGGCAACAUUUGGCAUGUUUUUAACCCACCAACUAAGAAAAACAAAAGUAAAAAUCAUGGAUUAUCAUUAGAAAUGUCUAAGAGAAGAGUUGAUUCUGUCAUGCAAAUUUAGACACCUGCUGACCCUGAACCAGCUGACUUUAUCGCUAAAAAGCUCAUAUAAACACUUUCAUAAGUGUCAAAAGCUACAGAGGAGGACUUUUGGUUUUUGUUGAUUUGGGUGUCCCCUGUGGGCAAAGUGACAGCUCUUAUUCUACAUAAGUGAAAGUUGUAUUGUCAGAAGAGAACCUCACCCUAGUUUCUUUUAACUGUGACAUUUAUCACUCACUUGGUGUAUUUGCUACACCUACAACCUCACAGUGUAUUUAAGCAAUACAAAUGAUAGUUUAAGUUAUUAGACUCAUUAUAGAUGAUCUUGUUUGCUUUUGAAAGACAAAAAGAGGGGUCACAGUAUCAGUACAAGCCUGUUUCCCAACCGUACCUUUUAAAUACCAUAAAACUUUUAAACAGAAGUGAUAACUAAAUGAACAAAACUACUACUGACAUAAACUUCGAUAUCUGACUAAGUGUUAGGUGACCACCCUUAAAAACUUAAACUCCAUAAAGUUUAGAUAGAAUGAAACUGUCACCAAAUGGUUCAGAAACGAUACAAGUAACAGAAUCUUUAGAUUUCAAUAAGGGCUGUCACGAUAUACUGACAUCCACGAUAACCAUCUUUUGAUAAAUUGACAUAAAAAUAAAAAAAUAAACACACAACAGGCAAUAUUAUGAGUCUAUAAAAGUGGUCGAUACUGAUUAUACUGUUUUAGAAAACGGAGAAGAAGAAAAGAAGAAGAAGAAGAAGAAACAGCUGCUAGCGAGCUAGCAAUAGCAGCUUUCUGUGAGUUGAUUAUAUUAGAACAUUUUUACUGUUUAACUGUUAUUUGUGUUUUCAUUCAGUUCAUCAGUUUACAAUCUUUUCAAUGUAGCAUCUAUGUCAAAGCUAAAGCAUUGCUUUACAAAGCUUGUUUUAAGACUACCAGAAAACAAGAUAAAAAAUAGCUAAGGCAUAGAUACAUUUUUAGAGAUGGAUUAAAUAUGUAAGUUAAUUGUUUUUAUUAGAAAAGCUUCACAAGUGAUGUGCUACUCCACCCUUAUUUUGCCAUGUCCCAGUUUGACUGAUUUUGUUGUUUUAUUUAAAAAUUUUCAUAGAUAUUGCAAUAUUUUAUGGCCACUUUCAACAUUGCAAAAAAAAGCAACAAAAAUGGUCCCCUGCAAUUUAAAGUGUGGUGUGACUGUGAUCCCACAAUGUUAUCAUUCUAAAAUGUCUCCAGAAAACACAAACUUUACUGCCAAAACUUGAUAAACAUAUUAAAAACAGGAAGUGGAGAUUUAAGUAUCUCUGAAAUAAAAGAAAAGAAAGCAGCCUGACAUCCUCUGCAAAACCUGCUGUGCAACUUAAUGCAUCCACUGACCCUGAACCAAAGAUGUUAUCAUUCUCAAACAUCUGCAGAGUACAUAAACAGCCAUUAGACUGUAGCCUUCAUUGACCUGAGGAUAGCAUGCAGCAGCAGGGACUCAAAGCGUCCUUUGUGUGUCCUGUGGGCUGCAGGCUGAAGGCUGUCACUGUGUGGCACAGACAAAAAGAGAAGCUGUCAAACCGGUCGGACUGGGCCUCGCUGUUAGAGCAGGGACAUUGUUGUUUGUAUCUGAGGAGCUACUCAGGCACUCUUAGGAUUAGAAGGAGGUUUUAGCAAACAAGUGCUCGCCCAGUCUCCUAAUCAUGCUGAUUGCCACUGGGAGAUUGAUCCUCCUUCACCUACAGAACAAUACGGACAAACCCCCUCCUCUAGAGCAGAACUUCAUUCGAAAUCUGAUACACUCUGAUUUUUAUAGAGUCUAAGGAGCUGCAGGUGUGUUUUGUUUGCAUCCUCUAAGUGGUGAAAAACUGAAUCUUUGGUCUAACUUUGAAGCACUUUUAUCUGCUCCUAUCUGUCCUCAUUAAGAGUUUGCAUGCCUCAAGGCUGCAGAUGUGUGCUCUGAGGUCAUGAAUGACCUGUAUGCUCCUCUUUGAGGUUUGUCAGCAGACCCAGAGCACUGAUAAAAAAACAGAGCUGUGCAAAGGUUGAGCAACAGAGAACAAGAGCUCUGUUUUUAAUGCGCUCCUCAUGCAUUACAGACCAGACUGGAAUGUCCUCAAGGCCUUGAAAACUGCCUGAGGACAAUUAAGGAAAGCAACAUACACAUACUUCACAUGAACGCUGGUAAAUAAAUGAUAGCCGUCUGCUCAGGAGGCCACACUUUCUGAGCUGCUUUGCAUAGCUGCAAGCUCAGUUAGGAUGACAUGGAGUGUGCAGGAAUUUGGGUCAGGACAACAGACUCGCUAAAUAUUACUCAAAGGUCAAAACAUGACCACAGAAUCAUCGGGUUAAUGUUUGACAUGGAGUUUUGAUAAAUGUUAGAUAAAGUGAUUAAACUACCACCAAGAACAUUUGUGUUCACCAUCUUCUUGUAUUUGGAGGAGAGACUGAAAACACAUUUCGUUACGGCGGCCCUGAAAGGUCAUCUGCAUAAACAUUUCUUGAACACAAAGACAUUUACUGAACAUUAAUCAUGUUUUAUGACCAAUGGAGACUUUCUGUAAGAAUGCAAAAAUAAUGAAACCCAAAAAGUUUGAAGAACUAAAAAAACUCUUAAACACAUAAAUGGUUUUGUAUUUCCUAAAGAAAAGAUUUUUUUUUUUAAUGGGAAAUUUUUUUCUAUUUGCUGAAAUGCUUUCUUUGUGACACUGCUGAUGAGCUGGGACACUCAUUUUGCACUUAGUGAAGUCAAAUACUGUUUUUUGAGUUUGCCGUAGAUUUGUGCAAUUUGUUAAUAACAACUUUGUCUUUUAUUUAUCAUUUUUACAUUUCAUAGAGUAUUUUGGGGUUUCAUAAAACACUUUUGCUUCUUGUGGUUUUUGUGUGCAUUCAACCAGUCUGUAAUUUUUUGGCUUUGGUCUUUAUCUUUUGAUAUGGGAUAUUUUUGCUUUUGGAAAAAUAUUUUUUCAGUUUCUUGUUUUUGUGCUUUUUUUCUUUCAUACCAUAUUUUAAAUCUUUGUGAAAUUUUUUGGCAUUUUGUGUAACUAAUUUUUUUUGUUGUUGUUUUUCUUUUGGAAUAGUUUGUGUUUUAUGACAUGUUCCUGUGAUUGUGACUAGUAAAUUGUUUUUGAAUUUCACGUUUUUAAAUCUUUUAAAAUUUUUACAUUGUUGUGCAUUUCAUUAAACAUUUUUGCUGUCACAUGAAAUACUUUGGUAAACAAUUUUGCCUUUUAUUAGAUAUUUUUUAUCUUGUUGAGUUUGUUUGUUCAGAGUUUCCUGUUUGUUUAUUUAUUUUUUUUUUUUACAUUUUUCAUUUUGUAAGAUAUUUUUCAAUACUGUGAAUAAUUUAGCAAAAUGUUUUUUUAAUGUUCUUUCCAUUUCGUAAAAUACUUCAUGUUUUAAAAAUAUUUUUGAAUUUUCUGAAAAUGUAAUAUAAAUUUGGAAAUGUUUCAAUGUUUGAUUAACUAUUUCUAUUUCUUCUUUUUUGUUUGUUUGUUUUGUUUUUUGAUUUAUGAAAAGUUUUUGCUUUAGGCGAAAUGUUCCUGGCAUUCAAAGUGUUUAUGAUGUUCUUGUAAUUGUCUUGCAGUUGACCCGCAGGUCCACAGUAGUGUCCUAAAAAUAAGCUUCUUUAUUGGUCAGUCACAGGUAGCCAAUCUGUACAUUUUGCUUUGUUCGAUUAAUGACUGUACUCUACAUGAGUCCGCCCUUCAAGUAGAGACUUUAAACUGUGAUGAAGAUAAAUUUAAACAAGAAUUUCAGAUCGUGAACUCUUUGGGAAACAAUCUUUGGGAUGAAUUAGAUGAGAAGUAGAUUCAUUUUCUCACCUGCUUCCAGUCAAACUUACUUCCUUUUCAACCACAAGUCUUUCUGCUAGCUAUUGAUACAAAUGUUAGUUUAAGCUUCUGCUAUUUGCCUUAAUUUUAAAGUAAUUGUUUCUUGAAAUAUUAUUAGGAAUAAAAGAGGGGGGCAGGAGGAGGGUAACUUAUGACAAAAAACUGUUCUUUUUUGUACCUUUUAAAUUUCUCUGACUCGCAUAACCCCGUAUCUCUUAUUUGCAGGGAGCGCUCUGAGCUGCUGGAGGAGGCUAAAAAGAUGGAGGCAGCUAAGUUCAGAUACAUCCUGCCUGUGUACGGUAUCUGUGAGGACCCUCAGGGCCUGGUCAUGGAGUACAUGGAGACUGGCUCCCUGGAGACCCUGCUGGCCACUGAGCCACUGCCGUGGGAGCUCCGCUUCCGCAUCAUUCAUGAGACUGCUGUGGGGAUGAACUUUCUGCACUGUAUGAACCCUCCACUGCUCCACCUGGACCUGAAGCCUGCAAAUAUCCUCCUUGAUGCUCACUACCAUGUCAAGGUAUAGAGAUGCAGCUUUACUUCACACCUACUCUGAAAUAUAGUCUCAAUCUAUGGGUGUAAAACAUUUUUAGUCCCCUUUGAGCAUUUUUACAGACAGUUAUUUCUUAUCUCUGUUUUAGGGUCAUUAACGCCAACAUUUUCCACCUUUUUCUUUGUUUUCUGUUGUGUUGCCAAAAUUGGUAAUGACAGAUAAAUACUUGUGGUUUCUGUUCAUAAUAGAUGCAAAACUGCAUUAGAUCUGCCAUCAACAACAUAACAAAGAAACUGCUGAAUGGGACUGUGUGGCACAAGGGACAACUUGCAAGUUAAAUAUUCCAACAAAACUAGAAACGUUAUAUUUCAAAUGCAGUUUAAAGCUUUUGUGAGGACUUUUUUUGCUGAUGGAAAAUGACUAAAGUUUUUAUUGAUGCUUUUCCAUGACCUCCAAAAACAAAACAAGACUAAAAGUUAGUAUAUUGUAACUUUUUAUGCCUGAAACUGGAUUAGGGUGGAAGGUGUCAGUGAAGGGUAUGGCUUUCAAAGUACCUCAAGAAAAAUACCAAUAUACCACUCACAAAGUGAAGGAGAGACUUUUGCCACUCUCAGUUACUGCCCUUCUCACAGAAUUAUUUAUGUGAUCUGAAAUUAUGAAAAACACUUUUUGAUCCACUUACUGUACUUGAUGACCUUGACAUUUUAAUUUAUUUGAUCACAUACAACCAGUAAAGCAAUACACACACUCAUAAACACACAACAGCUAUUGAUACACUUGAGAAAACACAGAGGUUUUGAUUUCAGUUCAGGAAUGAGGCAGAAAUAGUCUUGACUGUCAGAGACACGCUUACUAAAAGUGUGGGCAGCAGCCUGAUGUUUGGCCUAAAGGUGCUGCAGGUGGUCGAGAUGACUCCGAAGACGUGAUGAUGUUCUGAAUAUCUGCACUGCUGUGGUUCAUUUAAAAGCAAAAUGCCAAUAGAUUUCUCCAUGUUGUGUUGUUGUUUCUGUUGUUGUUUUGAUGGGUUUGCGACUGUGUGGCUGCUAACUUGACCAGGUCUCAUGAAGAUCUUCAGUGAAAGAUUUUUGAUUCCCUAAACUCCUUGGUGAAAAAAAAAAAAAAAAAAAAAGAUCUGAAAAUUGAAAAUACCAAUGGAAAAAUGUGCUGCCCAGUCAGAUUACUGAGCUGGGACUCACUUUUGUAAGUGUACUUUCAGCAAAUUAAACUAUUCAAAAAGUUUUACAAUAAGUAUGAGGCCAAAUUUGCUAUGUUUCUUAAAAAAAUGUUAGAUCUAUGUGGAUGAAUUUUGGUCCUAAUGAUCCAUAGGAUCAUUGGGUAUGAAAUGAGAAUAUAUUUAGAUUUAGAUGUGUAGAUUAUUAAGGCUUGGUAGGCUCUGGAAUAUUCUUAAAACCUAUUCUUAAAACCUAUUCUUAAAACCUAUUCUUAGAACCGGGAUUGGCUGCUUUCAGCUAAUUGCUGCAGUCUUUUUUUUUUUUUCUCAGAGACAGCAGUUGAAUAAGUAAUUAUCUGGAAAAUUAAGUGAGGGUGAGUGUACUGUGAGCAUGUGAGGAGUCCCACCCUGAAAGGAUUGUUGCAUAAGGACCUACCAGCAAGUCAAAAGUAACACAGAUCUCAAAGUUCAUUAAAAUGUAAACUUUUACCUGCUUUGCUGUCGUAAAUUAACAUUGGAUCUGACAUUUUUAUCCACAAUUCAGACUAAAUGUGCAAUUUUCUGUUGCCACUCCAAUCAGAUGCAGAAAAUAACACCUCCUGUUGUCACAUCCCUUACUGAUUUUCAUUUUUAUCUCCUUGAGUCUUGUUUCUCUGGUCAGCUGUAAACCACAAUCUAGGGCUGUUUUUCUUUUUUCACACCUGUGGCAUUUGCUUUUUCUCUAUUCAGAUUUUAUAAAUGAUGAAAUUGUCAGUUUUUUUCUCUUGCACCUGAAGCUGGCCAGAACACAUACCAUUACAGGGCUGUCUUUGCAUCCUCACAUCACAGUCUCAUUUUCCAACUGUGUAGGUAAAGUUUGAUUAAAUGAAAAGGACUGUGUAUUCCUAUGUGGCAAUGAAAAAGUAAAUUAUAAUAUAUAAUUAUAUAGUAUAAUUUGAACCCAUUGACCAUACCAAGUGUUCAGCCAUUCAGAAUAGAAAUAAACUGUUAUGUGCACCCGCUACAUGGGCAAAAAGGGGGAAGAGCUUAAAAGAAUUAGAUAUUUGUGGAACUUUGAAUACAUUUUUCAAAAAUUAGUUAUUCCCCCUGUAUAUUUGUGUUGGCCUCUACGUGUAUGUAUAUAAUGUAUAUAAGUAUACAUAACUUAGCAGGUAGAGCGGUCCUCCAACAACUGGAAGGUUGGCAGUUCGAGUCCCCCCUAUCCCUAGUCUGUCUGUUGUAUCCUUGAGCAAGACACUUGACCCACCUUGCUCCCAGUGUAUGUCCUUUGCUGGUGUAUGCAUGUCGCUUUGGAUAAGAGCGUCUGCUAAAUGACAUUGCAACUUACUGUAACAUUGUAACGUAUGUACUUGAAUUGUUAUGGUGGUCUUUGUCAGAUUUGUGUAAUGUCACUCUGUAAAAUAAGGAAAAAAACAGCACAGGUGAAAGGAAAACCUAGCGUAGAUGAGAAGAGCUGGUGUUACAAUUUAAUUUAAUUAGUAAUCUGGCAAUCAAAAGUGUCAGCAGUACUCAUGGUUACAGCAACCACUGAAACAAUGAAAGAGUCCUGGUAGAUCUUUUUUUUUUUUCCUUUUUUUUUUUCUUCAUUAAUAAUGUGUAUAAUUAUUACUUUAUUACAGUACUAAAGGCAUUUCAUGGCUACCCAUUUGGCUGAAUGUCACCACUUGACAGGGUCACUGUUUACUCCAUAACAUCAACAUCAACCUGUUUGGGUUGUUGUCGUUCAAGCAGAGCGUCAUCACAGCGACUCUCCCACUGAACGCUACUGCGCAAAUGCUGGUUUCAGGAAAUAGAGCAAUCCCGGAACUACCGAGAGUAAUUUGGCUUCAAAUUCAUACAAUGACGGGAGACAGGGUGUUUGGUCAGCAUUUGAAGGAGAGAAACUGAUAGCGAUCUACUUAACCUGUGUCGAACAGCUUUCAACAGACUCCUACAGCAGUAUGGGAGCAGCUCGGCUAAAAUGGAGGUUCAACUUAUUAGCAGAGCAAAUUCUCUCUAAAUCAAUGAGUUUGAUCAAAUCCUAACACCGGUUCUCCAGCUGUUAUUAAAAAGAUGGAGAGUAAUGAUGUGAGUAAUGUUAACCCAUCACACUACUAUCACUACUGCCAUGCUAAAUAUCAGUUGAAAUUGCCUGUAGCUGUAUAACUGUAUCUGUACUUGCCUACUACUAUGAGUGUGUUGUGUCAAGCAGCUUUUGAUCCUUUUUUUAUGGUUGAGUGUGUUCUCACUAGAAAGAACAAUAAUGGAUUUGACUGAAAACCAGCUGAGAAACCACUUCUCUUAGAGGAUUUUGCCGGCUGGGAUAUCUCCGUGCAGACCUUUCCAAACAAUUUAUUUAAAUUUUUUAUUCUGUGUAAUCCACUGGAAAGUAGCCAUAACAGAAAUCAGUCAGAAUGGAUGAUGUCUGUCAAGGGUUUUGAUCGGUCAGAAUCAGGUGGCUGUUGGGUGACUGGUAAGGAAGCUGGUAUGACUGUUUUAGUUGCUGUAAAACAGUCUCUUUUUCAAAGUCAUUAGCAGUUUUAGAGAAAUUUCAGAGUGGAGGUAGUUAUUUGGCCUUCCUCUGACUCUCUGACAUUCAAAGCUGACAGCUGUCUCCUUGCUGUUCAACCUCUCAGCAGCUCCUCAGUACUGAAAGCGAGGGGCGGAAACCUCCAUCUUUGGAGUUUAAUACCUGGAUGUAAACACCUCACCUGGGCCUGUCUGGACAGGAUUGAUUUUCCCUCCUGUCACUGUGUGCGUGUGUUUGUGUGUGGGUGUGUGCUCUGUUUAACGUGAAGGCCUCUCCUCUGCUGCAGGCUGAGACAUGGCAGCGUUGCCCUCAUACAGUGCUCAUAAUGAGGGUUUAGCAGCAUGUCACACUCACGGGGCAGAGUGAGUCACCGCUGUCACGCUGCUACUAGAGAAAAGAAGACAUCUGUUUGAUCAUCUUAUCUGAUUUCUCUAUUUCUCUCUGUCUGUCCCAGAUUUCUGAUUUUGGCCUGGCUCGCUGGAAUGGUCUGUCUCGGGCUGAUGACAUCAGCAGAGACGGCUUCUGUGGUACCAUCGCCUACUUGCCACCUGAGAGUAUCAUCGAGAAGGACCGGGUGUCGGACACCAAGCAUGAUGUGUACAGGUGAGGGGUUUUAGAUGUUCUCACGCAACAAUUUUGUGAUUAUAAUAGUUUUUGCUUUACCUACUUCCGCACAUUUGGUCAACAACACAAAGACAAAUCAUUUUAAUGUUCUUCAAGUGUCCACAAAACAUAGAAGUUGUACUUAUUCCAGAGCUCAAUUCACACAUCAUAGAAAUAUGUACUUAUAACUAAUCUGAUGUUGUGUUCAGGUAACCAGUUAAUUCUGUGUUAUGUUUGGGUACAACAGAUAACUUAAAGUUGCAGCAUGAAGUUGGCAAAUAUUUCUGCAUAUGUUUAACUAGGUCACUUGAUUAUCAAAAUAGCUGUUUUUAAUCAAAUAAGGGAGUAACAGUUAGCUUAAAACAUUUAAACACUGUUGCCAAUUGCCGGAGAAGAACUCAGAUCUUAAGGAGUCUUUCCAUAUACAAAACAUAUAAUUCACCCACAUGAAAAAAUGUAUUCACAUUCGAUGUGAAUACAAAAUAACAGCACUAGUUUUUAAAGACAAUGUGAGGGUUGACAUUUUUAAUGGUAAGCAAAGGUACUUAGAUAAAACAUAGAUAUGCCUGUUUCCUGAAAUUAUAUGUAUUCAUAUUUCCCUUCUCCUGAUAUUUUCUAAGUUUUUGUUCCUCCUCUAUUCCAGCUUCUCCAUUGUCAUCUGGGGGAUCCUCACACAGAAGAAACCAUACCAAGGUGAGACUUUGAAAAUGACUGAGGAUUUCUUUUGGGUUGUUUUUCUUUUUGAUUUUGAACAGAAAUUCAAAGAUACUCAAACCAAGGAGCCGCAGUGAAAAAUCAAAUCAGCAGUGUGACUUAACAUCUCCCAUACCUCCCUAGUGUUUCCCGUCACAUGUACAGUUAGCCACACACUGACUAUGUUUACAUGCACAGUAUGUAUUCUGACCAUAUUCUGGUUAAGACAGUAUUCUAGAUAAGGUGUUUUUGUGUUCUAACAGAGUGUUGAGCUGCAGGAAAAUUUCUGUUUGAUCAGCAUAAACAAAUUAACCAGCAAUUAGUUGUUAUGGUAGCAAUCAUAACAUCAUGUUGUCUGAAUACAUCUAACAUUUUUCUGUUGCAAACAACGCAAUACUGUGUUCUCAGACUGCCUGCUUUAGAACUAUAGUGCAAUGUUUUUGUAGCAGUUAUGUGCCUCAAUCUGAUGAAAACCCUCAUUCUCACCGAACAAUGGCAGAAGACAUGAGGAAACAGCAAAGAGAUGAUGUACUUAUAUUAUUACAUGUUAGUUUAUCUUGUCAUUAAGUAAUAUCGUUUUGAUUAUAUUCUUUGAUAUGUUUGUUAUAUUGUGGUGGUUUUGCCUAUUUAUAAAUUUCAUUAUAUUCAAAUCUUUCAUAAAUUGAAUCAGUAGAUUUGUGUCAUUCCCACCUCGGAAAUGCAAACCUUUGCCCACGCUUCUUACCAUGUCUGAACAUGUGCAGUUGUAGUUCCAUGAGGGGACUGCAAAUGUAUUUAUAUGACCUGAUAUUAAUACAGGCAGUUCCCUGGGGUCUUUUUUGCUACUAUUAUGAUUAAUACAAGAAUAUGGUGUGCAUGUAAACAAAGUUACUAAUAUCAGAUCAUGUCUGGAAUCAAACUGGAACUUCUGCGAGUAAGAGCUGCUUGUUAACAAUAGAAAAUAAAAACUAAUAAUAAAAUGAAGCUAUUCGCAUUCCAAAACAAAGUUUUUCUUAGAAGAAGAAGACAAACUAGAGGAAUGAUAUGAAGUUGCUUUAUGACUAGGCUAAAUAUUUGAGCCAUUACCAAGUACCCUCUGUUGCUGUCAAAACAAGCCCAAUGUGACUGAGACAUCAACACGUGUCCUCCAUGCAGUUAGUUAAAGUCAGGGGUAUUUCUGGGGACAGCUUUGGUAAGAGACCAACCAUUGAAAACUGAGACUGUCACACUGUUCACCCAGUAGUUAAAGCUCCUUAGAGGAACUUUUGAUAACUGUUGAUCAUGGCGUCCACUGUGGAAAAAGUUGCUAAAAUUUUCCUCCACAUGUGAAGUCAUGUUUUUUUGUCUUUUGUUUUUUUUUGACAGAAAAACGACCCUUUUGUCUUUUAACCUUAAAGUGUAUCAUGCAGUGGGACACUUACUCUUGGAAAAUGUACAUUAAGGCUCUUUUUAGUUUGAAAGCUACCCCCUCAUAGCAGUUAGAAACAUUUUAAAAAUGCAUGUAAUCUUCUCCCUCAUGGUCUGGUUUGCUUCUGCAGCUCAUAAAGAGGCAUCAACAUUUCUUUAAGUCUAUUUCUUUACCAGCUAAAAACUCCUCACUGAGACUUCAAUAAAAUACAUUAAUAUAAUAUAUGUUGUAAUGCUUUUAUUGGUAUCAGUACUCAACACAAAAUAUCCUAAACAAUAACUCCCAUCCCACUUAAGCUGAUGGACUUUUCUUAUUCUCUACAUUGAAUAAUUCAUAUUUUACUUCAUAAUUCAUAAAUAUGAUCUUUAAAUCUUAUUGUUUACUCCCUCCCUGUUUUCCAUUUAUUUUUAGUGUUUCCCUGACAGUCUUUACUUUCCAGUAAAGACACAUCCCGAGGUGUGUGUGUGUGUGUGUGUGUGUGUGUGUGUGUGUGUGUGUGUGUGUGUGUGUGUGUGUGUGUGUGUGUACAUACAGGUGCUUGAGUGUAUUUGUUUGUUCUGUGAAUUCCUGAGCGUGCAGCUGAACAGGGCCAGACUGGCAAACAGAGUGUGUUUUUUCCCAGGCGUAUCAGAUAGCAGUUCACUUCAGGGUAUUUAAUUCUUUUUUUUUUAAGGACCACAGUCUGGAUCAGGGUUUUCCAGGUUGGCAUUGGCACCGCCCAUGUUGAUCUAGACAUAAUUAAGAUGUUAGGGAUGACCCUGCUACCACCCCUUUCUAUCUUCCACCUCCACCUGCAGAGGGUAUUAAGGCUACAAUAGGAGGUGAAGUACCAGUGAUUAAGGCCUCUACCUGUUUGUUCUGAAUCAUUGACUAGGCUGAUCCCACACUCUGACAAAGAGGUCAGGAGCUGUUCAAGCUUUUACCUGCUGCUUCAUGGGAAACAGCAGCACCCACUCCUUUAUCUGAGCUCACGGGAGGAUGGUAAUAUAUUUGGCAUAACUGACUGAACUGAGCCGGGGCUGUCAGGGCUUAAGGUUUUCACCUCAUCAUCAUUGAUAGUGAUAUCAUUGCAACAUUAUGGAAAGCCUAGAAAUAUAAAACAACCUCAGUCAUACUGAGGUAAAGCAGGACAAAUGUAGAGCAACACAUUACUUCAUUAACUUUACUGAGUAAUUCGAUGAACUUACACGUCAUCAUCCAUUUCUAAUGACGUUCAAAUGAGUGAUUAAUCCACAUCAUCACUCUGUCUGAAACUUCAUUGGUUAAGACAUUAGAUAACAAAACCAUUGUUUGUCAUGCUUUUAUUCUGUUAUAUAUAUAUAUAUAUAUAUAUAGUGUUUUAGUGCUUAAUUUCAGGCUUUACGAGGUGAGAAAGACCUGAUGUGUGAAUGAAAAACUUUGCCUGUACCAUCAUUCAGUCAUUCAGUAAUUUCAGACCAGUUACAGUUUAAGAUAGCAUUUGAGAAUUAGUUAAUUAACUUUCACAAGUUUACUAAUUGGAUCUAUUCAAAGGUUCUGGAUGUUUCAUAAUCGAAAACUGGUGAUUAGCAUGAUUUAAUUUAACUUUAACAAAAGGUAUUGAGUGAUAGUUAGCAAGAGAUGAAGUGAAGUAUUAAAACACCCGUUCAGAGUUAUGAAACUGAGCCAUGUGACUUAUCUUCUUCUAGGAGAGAAUAACAUCCUUCAGAUAAUGGUGAAGGUUGUGAAGGGGGUCCGACCAGACCUUGGAGCAAUACCUAGAUCAAGACCCUCAGCCUGUGCAGGAUUUCUGAGUCUUAUGCAGCGCUGCUGGGCCACCAAACCUGAUGCCAGACCAAGCUUCCAGGGUAAACCAUGCCUCUCUAUUUCAGCACAUCUCCAACGUAACUUGAUCUUUAACAUAUCCUCAGAACUUACAGCAUUAAAAUGUGGGGGUCUGUUGAAUCAGGAUUUCUUCCUGCUUUUAAGCAGCUUUUCUCCCCUUUUGUUUCUCUUAUCUAACCCCUGUUGAUCCCGAAACCUGACCUGAGCUGUUGUCUUUUCAGAAAUCACCUCUGAAGCUGAGGAACUCUGCUCAAAACCUCAAGAAGAGCCCAAAACACCCACUUUAUCAACAUCUGAGCCAGAGCCUACAUCCCCAAGAGCACUCACAAGUGACCAGGUAUGACAAACACUGUGUGAUGUAAUAAUCUAGGCUCUUCUAGAAGGCCUAACUACAAGUUUGACUUACCUAUCUAAAGGCUUUCUGAUCUCAAUGGACCAUAUUAACCUUCCUAUUUAAAAAUGACUAAAAAAUUUGUCAGCAGUGAACCAUUUAUAAUUGCCAUUUAUUCCUCAUGAUAUCUUUAAAACAGACCAGAAUCUCUCAAUAUGUUGCUUCCCACCCUGGUAAAAUAGGAGCUUAUCUCUGAAGUGCUCCAGACAUGUUAAUGACCUUUUUAAGUCAUAUGUUGUGUAAAUAUUUGAUCCCCAGUCAGCACUUGCAUAACAAAAGAGGAAUGUUGACCGAUGGGAUUGUUGAACUUGUGUUCUGCUUUGUCAUUUCCGUCUUCACCAACAUGUACGUGACUGGAAACAGAAGUUUUACUGCUCAUGAUAGGUGACAGCUGUUUUUGAAUAACAGGCUGUGUUGAGCUUCUGUUUGUGUUCAAGGAAACAUUGACAGCAAACUGAAGUCCAGGAGAUAGAAACUGCCAACAUUCAGUAAACCAUUUCACCACUAAGAGCAGCUACAUGGAGCACAGUCUCCUCUGAAAACCUGGAGGAUUUAUGACCAAAUUUAAUCCAAAAGGCACCAUCAUUUUUUAACUAAUUACCAACACCUAAUGUUAGCACAUAACCAAUGUCUAGCUAACUCUACAGUUUACUUGCUGAUAUUACUGCAAGUUUAAAAUGUAGGCUACAAUGUUACACAAUUAAACUGUAAAAUUAGCCAGAUAGCUCAAAUUACCAUCAAGUCACAAAGUCAACUGCUUGCUAGCUAGCAUUAUGGCUCGUUCUGCCCCUAUUUCCAUCUUUAACACCAUUAGCUAAGUUGCUAAUACCACAGCCAAAUGGCUAACUCAGUUGUUUGCUAGUUAAAAUUAUUCGGGGCCAAGCACCGCUAAGGUGGUUUUAACAGUUUUGAACACUGGCGUUCAGAAUUUGCUCACUAUCACCCCCUAACAAUUUUUGAAAAUCCAGCUCCAGCAGUUUUAGCAUAAAAAGCAGAUUUUAUUCUACAUAUAUGCAGUUCCCUGACACUUAAAAAAGGAAUUGAUGCGGGAUGUCAGUUUUUUUCAAAAAUCAACAGUUUUUGGGCCAUUACUAGGGUUCUGAUGAGUUUCUUCUCAUGCAGCAUUCAUCCAAUCUGCGGUUUACAGGUAGAAGACACAAAUAAGUAAAAGGCGGUGCCCUUUGCAAGACCUUCGGUCUUUAACCAUCAGACAGGAGGUAGUUUUUUUUUCUCUGCCAUGCAUUCUCCAAUCUGACCCAAACUAAACUUGCAUAAUAGGGUCUAGGAUUGACCAAAUUUACAAAGUAAUAUCGCAUUCCAGUUGUGGCGCUGAACUUUGCAUAUAAAUGCGCUGUAUGAAAGGAAUUCAGGUUUUUUUUUGUAAUUCAGGUCAUCUUGCUCAGCAAAAACCAGCUUCAUCAGCUUUCAGCUUCCUGACAGUUUUUAGUUCGUAUUGCAACAUUUGGUUCAGUCAAGACGUUCAGUUCACACCAUAUCACUGGACUCCUCCGUUCAGUCUUUGUCUGCUGCGACAGUGCUGUGUUUCUGUAGUGAGAGACAAAAAUGACAGCAUUAUAGGACACUAAAAUUCACAGAAAUUAAAAAUUUUGACAAUUAUUUUUCAAUUUAACAUCCCUGUUCAAAUUUAAAAUAAUGCUAACAAUUAAAAAAAGAUUAUUGGACAUGGGCAAAACUCUUUAAUACUGUCAGUACCUGAUGAUUUGCAGCAUACAAGCAGUCUUAUCACCUUGUCUUUGCUUUUCAGGUUCGAGACAACAAGCCGGUGCGUCCAAAGUCAGCCAUGUUGCCAGAAAAAGACUACAGCCUGUCUGAGCUGCUGAGCCAGGUGGACUCUGGGAUAUCUCGGAGCUUUGAUCGUGUGAAGGAGGAAAGCUGCCAUAGUAAAGAAAACACAAGCAAGAGACUGUCUGGCAUCUCUUCAGCUGAUUCAGCCUUCUCCUCUCAGGACUCCAUCACUCUGUCUUUUGAGAAGGAGAGCACGUGUGGUAAGAGCUGGAUAAAAACCCACUGCUGUGGUUAUCAUUUCUGUCUAUCCAAAAACAGUUGCCUCAUACCCUUUUUCUCCUGUUUCAUCAGACUCAACUGAAGUCCAGAAGAGGAAGCUUUGUGAGGCCAUCAGAACCAAAGACACUGCCAAGCUGAUGAAGAUCCUACAGCCUCAGGAUGUCGAUCUCCUCCUGGACGGUGGAGGCAGUCUACUGCACCACGCCAUCACCUUGUCCAAUGAAGAGGCUGUCAAGUUUCUUCUCCUAAACAAUGCCAACCCCAACCUCGCAAACACCAGGGGCUCCACUCCCCUGCACCUGGCCACAGAGCGCCACCUGAAGCCGCUGGCAGAACUCCUGCUCGGUCGCCGCAGCACCAACAUCAACGCCAAGGACGAGGAUCAAUACACAGCUCUACACUGGGCUGCUCAGAAUGGUGAUGAGGCUAUCACACGCCUGCUGCUGGAUCGUGGGGCAUCCAUCAAUGAGGCAGAUGGUCAGGGACGCACACCAGCUCAUGUAGCGUGCCAGCAUGGACAGGAAAAUGUGAUCCGGGUGCUGCUUAGCCGCGGUGCAGAUGUUCGAAUCAAGGGCAAGGACAACUGGACGGCGCUUCACUUGGCAGCCUGGCAGGGGCACCUAGGCAUCGUGAAGCUGCUGGUGAAGCAAGCAGGCGCUGAUGUUAACGGGCAGACGACAGACGGGAGGACACCUCUCCACCUUGCAUCACAUAGGGGGCAGUACAGAGUGGCGAGGAUCCUGAUUGAACUUGGAGCCAAUAUUCACAGAAUGUCCACUGGGUUAAAUACGCCUUUGCACGUGGCGGCAGAGACCGGUCACACCAGCACCUCUCGCCUCCUGAUCAAACACCAGGCGGACAUCCAUGCCCAGAAUGCGCAAGGACUUACUCCUCUUCACCUGGCUUCAAAGAAGGGCCACUUAGCCACAGUCAAAAUGUUGAUAGAGGAAGGAGCUGACCCCCAAAGACCCAACCAGGCCUCACGUACCCCCUGCCACCUCGCAGCAGAGAAUGGACACUGUGAAGUCCUGAAAGAGCUGCUCCUCCACUGUCCAGGGGGUGACACUCUGUCAGACGAGCAGGGUCUGAGCCAGUUACACCUGGCGGUGCAGGGCGGAUACUCAAACAUCAUCACCAUGAUGAUGUUUCCACAGGACAGCCAGGACUUAGUUGUCGACAGCCCAGUGACGCCGACAGCUGAACAGCCCGACCAGCCUGAACAGCCUGAACGGCCAGAGGCGAAGCAGCUCCAGAGGAAAGUCGUCAUCCUCAAACUGACGGAGCACAGAAACAAAGACUGUCCUCAGCCUGCUGGCUCACAGUGUGCCUCAGCUCCCUGCUAACAAACAGAGAGACAACCAGAACUGUACAGAGAUGACUUUGGUGCCACUUUUUAUUACUCCCCUCUAGGGUCAUCCACAAUGUAAGAGACUUUUUAUGGACUUGAACGCCCCUCUUUUUGGUGGAAAAAAAGCUUUGAUGUAAAUUUGUACACUGUAAAUAGAAAGUAUAAACAUUGUUUUUUGAAUAUGGACAUUGUUUCCUUUUUUUAUCCAAACAAGCACAUUUUUGUACUAAACAAGCACAGACUUAUGAGGACACCUGUGCCCUGUGGUGCCUUUUAGUAUAUUUACUGCCUGUAAAUUAUAUUUGAUAAAGCACAAACUGGUUACAGAGCAGUUCAUCUUCAGAGCCAUGUAUGAAAGAUUAAGACUCAGUGUUCUGAACCUGUUACAUAUCAGUGCUUCAUCAUCCCAUUAAACCUUUUGAAACCUUGUUCUCUUUGACCUUGUUGCUUUUUGACCUUCCUCUUUUUAACACAUCCUUUGUUGGACAGUCCUUCAAUUUUAGUCAUAUUUGAAGAGUUUUUUAAAGCUCUGAUUUUUCAUAGCUGGGUCAGGCCACGCAAAUUUUUUUCAGGUCCUGCUGAGACAUAAGUCUUAAAAUCCUUUUAAAUAUUCUUGUGGUGAAAGUAGGCUGGAACUGAAGGCUCAUUAACCUCAGGUUAGGGUCAAUGACUACACCCAGAUUUCUAGCUAAACUGUGGGCUAAUUACACAAGCAAUAUUGAUCACUUUUGUAUCAUAUUUUCUAAUCUCUGUAACCUGUACAGCCAGAUUGAUGUCCUGACACAGUGUGUUACAAUACCCUGCAGAAAUCAUGUGAUGUGACCGCUUAAUAGGAAGCAGGAUGAGGUUAUGUAUCAGGAAAUGCAUUGUGUACAAGUUAAGAUCAGCAAGAAGAUAAAUCUUAACAUUUUUUCCACAGGGAGCGCCCAGAUUGAUGAAAACUAAAACUUCCUCAACCUCGCAAAGCAGAUAUAUUGGCCAGCUGGUUUCCAACUGGAAACUGCAAUUUCUGAAGAAAAUGGCUUGUAAAUGCUGCAUGCUGAAUGAGCUAAACUGCGUAUGCUGGUUUGAAGGAAUUGAAUAUGAAUUGGAAAUGUAUAAAGAAGUGAGGAUGUCAGUCCUGUGUGUGUCAGCCAGCACUGGGGUCAUCUCAAUCGCUUAUGUGUCUCCAGCUGUAAUCAAAUGUUGCCAUGGUAAUGUAACACCUGUCUGAUUUCCAUGUUUUUUUUUUUUUAUAAAUAAUUUAUUUGGAGGUUCACAUUACAAAACAGUGUAUAAAAAGGAUGCAUAAAAAAACUCACACAUCAUGUAUAUACAAAUAGAUGGAGUGUAUACAUACAGAGGAAAGAGAGAGAAAAAGAGAAUAUAGGUAAGGUAACCUUUUCUAUAUGUUCUGUCCAACAACCACAAUAAGUUUGCCCAGGUUUAAUUACCUCUAGACUCAUCCACCAAAAAGUCCAUUUUUAUUCUUGACCUCAGCUUCAAAAGAAAGACAGAUACCCUGUUUGCUGUAGAAAACCUUUGUUGAUCAUCUUUAUAUCUCAUCCAGAUUUUAAAGAUGGACAGUUUUGCUAUUGUUAGAGUCAGAUUUGUACAAUAUCUGUUACUUGCUGAUGUGGUGAGACCCAAAAUAAUAUUUGACAGUUCUACUCUAAAGGUGAUAUUGAACUGAGACAUAAGUGCAGAAACCUGGUACCCAGACAACGACAUGAAACAAACAUAUGUUCUGUAUCUUCUUUUACCAAACAAACAGCACAUAGAGUAGUGUUAUUGUUUGUCUCUGCCAUACAUUGCUCCACAUGAUGUUGUUUGUUUGGUCAGCUAGUGCAGCAUCCCAAUAUGUCUGCAUAUAUGAUGUCUUUAUUUUUUCUUUUAACAACAGCUCAUAGAUUAUCUUGCAAGUAUAGCCUGUCGGAGCAAUGUGUGCAUCAGUAUUGUUAUCUCUUAAUGUUAUACUGUUGUUCAGAAGUGGGAGCCAUUUUUUGGGAAUUGCCUUUCUGAUGAUAAAUAAUUUGCUAAUUUCUCUUAUCCAGUUUUGAAGCUUUGGUUUUUCCUUUACAGAUAGAUCUUUAAGAUAAACUAUGCCUCAAUCCAAUGUUUACAGAAAAGGGACUUCCCUCUAGAGUGCUCUAGAGUGCAUUCUUAAGAUAAGGAAAUCUUUACCUAGUCUAUUUAAAUACAAUUUGGGUAGCAGUUUCCAAUCUCCUGAUGAUGUAUCCAUGAUGCGCUUCACCCAGCCAGCAUGAAGUGCUUCUAUAUGAGAUUGAAUAUCCAACAUUUUUAUACCCCCUGUAUUAGAAUCUCCAAAAAUAACAGAUCUUUUGAUUUUAUCUCUCUUUCCAGACCAAAGAAAGUAAAAAAAACAAAGUAUUCAGCCUGACAGUCACAUUAUUUGGCACAUCACACACAGUAGCCCAGUACAGAACUUUAACUGCAAUCAAUGAUUUCAGAAUAGUUACUUUGCCAUAUAAUGUGAGAUUCCUUUGUCUCCAUAGAUUUAAAACAUUUUCUAUAUUAUUGAUUUUCUCAUUCCAUAGGUUCGUCUCACAUGAAAGUUUGUUAAACCCAAAAUAUACACCAAGUGAUUUUACAGGACCAGUUGGCCACCUUAUUCCACUGAUUUCUUUUGGCCUAAAUUUCCAGCAACCAACCCAAAUUGCUUCGGUUUUCUUUAAGUUCAAUUCAGGGCCUGCAACUUUGCCAAAAGAUUAUAUCAUUUCUAGUGCUGUAGUUAAUGACCUUUCGUCACCAAGCAGUAGAGUAGUAUCAUCUGCUACUUGUGAGGUUUUAACCUCAUGGGUAGUACUUCCAUCUGACAAAUUGAUACCAAAGGGCAACCUUGCCUAAUUCCCCAACUAAGGUCAAAGAAUUCUGAUGUCCAUCCAUUGUUGACUACUGCACUACUACAGCUUGUAUGAAUAGUUUGAAUCCAUCUUAGAAACAUACUCCCAAAGUUGAAUUUC
Molecule: messenger RNA, 20778 nt
Organism: Xyrichtys novacula (pearly razorfish)
Lineage: Eukaryota; Metazoa; Chordata; Actinopteri; Labriformes; Labridae
Source: the annotation of a GenBank genome assembly